ACCGCUACCCAGGGGAUUUUAGCUAGUUUGUCUGUUCAAUUUAAUUUUCUUAAUUGCCAGAUUGCAGCCCCGCUUAACAUUUACGAAUUGAUCCAAUGAUGGCUUGAUUUUGUCGAUUAUUUCCUUCUCUGUGGAUCGCGAAUUUUUAUCGAUAUUGAAAUUCCAGCAAUAUAUGAAUUAUCAAUCAUACGGCUUCAUCUAUACAUUUGCUAUAUAUGCCUUAUUUGUAUUGAAUACUGCGUUCUUACAAUCGGAGGUAAUUGCGCCGUGUGUUAAGAGUUUUCCGUGGGUGUCUGGGUGUCGGGACUCUGUUCAGCGUUUUGGCUGUUCUUGUGUCGGAUUUGUUUUUCAUUUGGUCCUACAUUAUCAGUACUUGCAAUGGAAACCCUUCAUUUAUGCUUAUAUUUAAUUUCUUUUUAUUGUCUAUGCUUUAUUCGUGUUUUUACGGCACCCGCCAGUGUAUCUAAAAAUCUUGCGAAACCUGAGGAUGUAAGUUCUGGAAAAGGAUUAAAGAUGAGCAAAUCUGGAUUCACAAGAAAUGCAGAAAAAUUUUCAGCGAAAGUCAGCAAGAGCAUGGAUGUAAAUAACUUUGACGACGAGUACCUGACGGCGGCCAUGCUGGAGUUCGGGGACAUGAACAGAGAUGGCUUGCUGGACUUUGACGAGAUAUUCCGCUUCUAUCUGGCCGUGGUCAAGUUUCCAAUAAAAAAGGCCUCGGAGACCGCUCAGAGCUUUAUAAAUCUCGGAGACAGGAAUAAGGACGAAAAAAUAUCAUUAAGAGAACUGUUGAAUAUUAUGGAUGAAGCCAAACAAAUUGCAAAGUCCCGGAAGCUCAUCAAAAUGAGGAAUGCCGCCAAGGACAUGAGAAUCUCUGAGGACCUUGCCGAGGCUAGACGUCUAGGUGAGGACGAAAUCAGUAAGGAGGGCAAAACUCCUCCAGAGGACAAAGAAACCAGAAAGGCAGACGACCAUGUCAUGAUUGGCGGAGGCAAACUGAAGAGCGACAGGAAAGACGGAUCUUCGAGGGAACAAGAUGUUGCGGAGUUGCACAACUUGCCAAUUGCAAUGAAAUAAAACAAAAUUGUGAUACAAGUUAAUCCAAAGAAUGAAGAAUUCUCUAUAUUUUUCUGAUGUAUGUUUCAAUAGUGUACCCUGCUGGAACAGGAAGAAAAUUUUAUAUCAAUUCUAGAUUUCUAGUUCACUUGUUUAAGUUUAUCAUAAAGGUUUAACUGAUAUCCAAAAUAAAUCAUU
Saccostrea cuccullata (small rock oyster) is the source of this 1251-nucleotide messenger RNA. RefSeq lists its product as uncharacterized. The transcript has 3 exons. The record is from RefSeq and is a predicted model, not a curated record. NCBI's taxonomy places the organism in Eukaryota, Metazoa, Mollusca, Bivalvia, Ostreida, Ostreidae. The coding region runs from base 379 to 1074 and encodes 231 amino acids.